AUGAUUCUUAAGCACGCGCUCUUGGCACCUUACGCUCCCCCGACCAACCCCUGGACUGGCGCAGAUAAGCGCCAGCCCCUCAAAGACAUUGAAUACAAGGCCUGGUCACACGGUCCCAGGUAUACCCUAUACGACACGCUCCUGGAUCAGCGCUUGGCGACAAGAUGUCAGGCCCUCUUGUUGAUAAACCGACAGAUCCGUGAUGAAACGAAGGACAUUUUGCGACGAUUAGGGAAACCCAGCUAUCAACUCGAUGUGAUGGUGGUCAAUGAAUGGGAGCUGUGGCCAACUUGGCUUUCUGUUCCAGUGCUGCGAAGCCACCUUGACGAGGUGAACGUCAACUUUCGGAUUUUUGGCCACUGUAUCGUCUACGAAAAUUGGCGGCACACAAGAGGAGACGGCGGUCAUGACGGUCUCGAGUGGUGUUUUUACGCAAUGCUUGAGCGGUUCGUUGUACACGGUCCUUUGACAGAGCCGGCAAUGAGCGACCAGCAAGCCCCAAGGUUCUACAUCAACACGCUAACUCUGAACAUCGAAUCCGAUGCUUUCGAGAAAUAUCUGCCGUCGGAUCCGCGUUGGGAGGAGUAUAAGGGAGCCAGAGAAAGACAUCACCGGUCUAUUCCCCAGCCUGAUUCGUCUUUCUUUCCUUUGCUACCUGAGUGGCUGGCAAAAGACUUGUACUGUGAGAUUGACCGCCUUAUCGGGUACAGUUACCACCCAGAUCGGUAUGGGGAUAUCUUGUACGACAAUGUCGGCAAAAUCCGGAUGUUGCAGGAGGGCCGUUUGGUACGGGAGGUAGAUUUAGCCGAACGGGUAGCACGGAGCGAACGAGAAUCUCUGAUUUGA
Aspergillus affinis is the source of this 846-nucleotide messenger RNA. RefSeq lists its product as uncharacterized. Lineage: Eukaryota; Fungi; Ascomycota; Eurotiomycetes; Eurotiales; Aspergillaceae. The transcript has a single exon. The record is from RefSeq and is a predicted model, not a curated record. The coding region runs from base 1 to 846 and encodes 281 amino acids.